Ahaetulla prasina is the source of this 1670-nucleotide messenger RNA. RefSeq names its product claudin 11 (gene CLDN11). Gene Ontology annotation, molecular function: structural molecule activity. Bases 96 to 719 code for a protein of 207 amino acids. NCBI's taxonomy places the organism in Eukaryota, Metazoa, Chordata, Lepidosauria, Squamata, Colubridae. Gene Ontology annotation, cellular component: plasma membrane; bicellular tight junction. The record is from RefSeq and is a predicted model, not a curated record. Gene Ontology annotation, biological process: cell adhesion; bicellular tight junction assembly. The transcript is spliced from 3 exons.
GAUCUCAUUUCAGUGCCUGUAGCUGACCACUUACAGUCAGAUCUUCGCCUUGUUGCUCGCCAGUUUUUCAGUGUUCAGCCAAGCUUACGGGAAGGAUGGUUGCCACUUGUCUACAUCUUACUGGGUUUGUGGCUAGCUUUGUCGGUUGGAUUGGCUUGAUUGUGGCCACUUCCACAAAUGACUGGGUUGUGACUUGUGGAUACACCAUCACUACUUGCCGGAAGAUGGAUGAGCUGGGAUCCAAAGGGCUGUGGGCCGACUGCGUCAUGGCAACAGGGCUGUAUCACUGCAAGCCACUGGUGGAUAUCCUCAUAUUACCAGGAUACGUCCAGGCAUGUCGGGCCCUGAUGAUUGCUGCCACAGUUUUGGGACUCCCAGCUGUUUUCCUCCUGGUGACUGUUUUGCCUUGCAUCCGGAUGGGCCAUGAACCUGGAGUGGCCAAGUAUCGGCGUUCUCAACUGGGAGGAAUCCUGUUAAUCCUCUUGGCUCUGUGUGGCAUUGUGGCUACCAUUUGGUUCCCUGUGAGCGCUCACCGUGAAACCAUGAUUAUGAGCUUUGGAUAUUCCCUCUACACUGGCUGGAUUGGAUCGGCUCUUUGCCUUUUCGGUGGAUGCAUCAUUGUUUGUUGUUCAGGCGAUGCUCAAACCUUUGGAGAGAACCGCUUCUACUACGCUUCUGGAUCCAGCUCUCCCACCCACGCGAAGAGUGCCCACGUAUAAGAGCUCCUGAAACUUCCCAAGCCUUGGAGAAACUUUUUUUUUUUUUGGCACAAGUGGAAGGGUUUACAUUCAAUUUUUGGUCUUCCACUUACUCCCAUCUUCUAAGCUGCAUCGGUUGUAGAAGAUAGAAAGAAACAACCAACCAACCCGGUGUUUGUAACGCAUAAACACCCCAUUUCUCUGAAUAGAAAUAGCAAAAUAAAGAUCAAGCUACGUGCAGACACAGUCUUCUUUGGUCAGGGCUUUUUCAUUCAUAAUUCUGUCGAAAUAUUAAGCCUCUUUUUCUUUCUCCUUCCCUCCUUCCCUCCUUCCCUCCUCCCCUCCCUCCCUCCCUCCCUCCCUCCUACUAGGAAGAGAAUUAACAAAUAUGUAUCUGAAUUGCCUGGAACUGAUUUCUCACAGAAUAAGUUACCCUUUCCUUUUAUCUCAUUCAAGGCCAUCUUAUCUGGCAGUGCUUACCAAGUCAGGCGAAAGACUCCCCUGCGUUCCAACUACAACAAUGUUUUCUUUCCCCAAAGAUUAAGGGAUAUCUCUUUGUUUUCUCAGUCUGAAAACAGAACAAGCACUAUAAGGAAGAUGACCAUUUCAGUAACAGUGGUGUGUGUUGUUGUUUAUUGUCUACAUACAUCAGUAUGAAGGAAAUUAAAGAGAGCCAUAUCUAAUUGCAAGAUAAAUAACAAAAGAAAAAUUGUAUAUAUCUCCUUAUAUAUAUAAAUGGGACCGAUCCUACAUGUAUUUUCUUCAGUCUCUUUUCUGCCAACUUGUAUUUUUUUUUACUUUUGUUUCAAUUAAUUUGUAUUCUGACAUAAACGAUUGAACUAUUAUCUAAAUUUUUGUACUGUAAUCAGAUGCCAGUUCAAGGCACGUCCUAUGAAUACUGAUGAUAACGAUGUCUUUUGUUCCGAAGUGAAAUACUGUACAAUAUACUGAAAUAAAUGUUGAAAUUAACAA